Drosophila suzukii is the source of this 483-nucleotide messenger RNA. RefSeq lists its product as uncharacterized. Gene Ontology annotation, biological process: 2-oxoglutarate metabolic process. NCBI's taxonomy places the organism in Eukaryota, Metazoa, Arthropoda, Insecta, Diptera, Drosophilidae. The record is from RefSeq and is a predicted model, not a curated record.
AAAGAUCUGGCAUCACUGCUGGGAGUUUAUAGUCAGCUGUUAUUGACGUAACUUUUACCUUUUUCCUUGGAAUUCGGUAGAAACUAAAUUGUGUUUUGAAAUGGUUCGCCCAACGCUCGUUACCCUGGCCAAGCGCGUACCGCUCAUCCACUUCCGCAAGGGUGGAGUGGGUGCGCCGGGAGCACAGUCCGCACACCAGCAGGCAAGUUCCCAGCCAGCAGGAGGCAAAAAGUUGGCCGGAGGACCAGCAAUCGAGGAUUACGAGUUGCCGGCGCGGUUUGCACGCAAGCCCAUCGAUCCCGAGGAGGCGGCGUACAUCAACAAUGGGGGUAUUCCCAACUAGAGAGCCCCCCGCAGUGUGCUGCUUGUAAAAUAAACACUAAUGUGUCACACAGCUGUUUUAGACUUCACUCAAAUAUCACACAUGUUUAGCGUAAAUUAUUCAAGUUCGAAUUAAAAUGAGUAAAAUGGAAUGAAAUUAUU